Folsomia candida is the source of this 2054-nucleotide messenger RNA. RefSeq lists its product as uncharacterized. The record is from RefSeq and is a predicted model, not a curated record. NCBI's taxonomy places the organism in Eukaryota, Metazoa, Arthropoda, Collembola, Entomobryomorpha, Isotomidae. The transcript has 9 exons. Bases 169 to 1809 code for a protein of 546 amino acids.
UUUGUCCACAACGACGAAUAUUUUUAUACUCGCCACACAGCGACGGGACACGAACUUUUAAUUUCUGAGUAGCCAAACCAAGAAAUUUAAAAUAAUUUCAAUAUAAUAACCUUCACCCAAACUAAGCAAGACUAUUUUUGAAGCCUAAAUUACUAAAAGGUCGACACGAUGCAGACGGACAAUGACUUACCCACCCAAAUGGAAAUGAAUCGUUUGGCCGUGAGUGACUUAUCCUCCCAACAAAUGGAUGUUUCCACCACUACGCUGAUAAGUCAUUGGGAUGACAGUGAGAGUGACUUAUCGACCCAACAAACGGAUGUCGCCACCAGUGCGUUAAUGAAUCCUUUGUUACUGAACCUGAUCUUCUCCUACAUGGAUGCCCCCACCCUGAAGAAAUCUGUCCGACCCGUCUGCACCCUGUGGGCCGACCUUGGUGCACCCUUCCUCGGGGGUAAGACCACACAGACGUACUCGGAACAAUUGGGUUGCGGCAUGUACACCCCUGAAAUUACUGGAGUUGCCUCAUUUCACUCAAAAUUGGUCAGGAACGUCAAACUUGUCGCGUCCACGUGUCCCUGCGAAUGGUCGGAAAGAUUGCCGGAAAAUUUUGUCGCGGUCCUGCCAAAUAUUGCGCGUCAUUUGGAGGAAAUUGAGGUCAAAAUUGGCUCCUCAUUUUUACACGGGCUGCACAAAAUGUGGGAAUCACACCGUUUCACCAACCUCGCCAGGAUUUCGAUCACCGUUUUGUCCUCGUAUGACGAAAAUGGUAGAUGGAUUCUUGCCGGGUCGUCGUAUCCGACGAUGGGAAACGUUACGAUGAUUUCAGUCAUCAUGGGGGACCAAUACAACCCCAAUACGGACGGUAUGGCAGCCUCCAUUUGUCAAAAGCUGCUCAAUGCUGCCCCCAACUUGGUCGAGGUGGAGGUGAAGGCCAAUUUUUACCUGGAUUUCGCCCCCUGCAAGAAACUGACCAGGCUGACGUACAAGUUCGUUCAAUUCGUGGACUUUGCCACGCACGAGCCCACCGAGGUCAUGGACUUGGGCAAAAUUGCUGAGAUGUUGACCCCGUGUCGGGAUUCCCUGGCCGAGUUGAGUCUGUACUAUGUGGGUCCGGAUGGUGGGCACGACGACGAUGUGCCACAGACUUUGUCGCUCCCAUCCUUCCCAAAUUUGACGCGUCUCACAAUCUCUUGCAUGGAUGGUUACUUCCGCCACUUGGGUGAUUGUCUGUACACGACGCACCUCCCAGCUCUGACCCAUGUCAAGCUCGCCGCUUCCGACAAAGAAAGUCUCACCCUAACCCUACCCGAAAUGUUUGAACAUUUCCGCCAACCUCACGUCGGAAUAGUGUCGCUUGACGUGGAUGCCGCGUAUGACGGGGAGGCAGAGAAUGUUGCCGCUGCCGCCGUGAUGGUCCGCCUUUUCCCCGCCGUGACAAAGUUGCAGUUAAAGCUGACCAUUUCCGAGGACCUGAAUUCCGUCGCCCUCCGACGCCUGAAGGAAACCCUGCGAAACUUGGCGCCCUGGGAGCUAACCUCGGCCUUGGUGGAGGUGCAAAACGUGAAAAGUUCGGGCGUCGUAUUAGCCACGAUGCAAGGUUUGGCGAGAUGGAAGGGCUUAGCACACACGGAAGUUCGACUUUGCGGAAAAGUGGGAGCAGUUUUGGUCCCGGGGGAUGCCGUGAAAGCGAUUCUUUUAACCUGCAGGGAGGUGAAGUUGGUUAAAAUGUCGGGAUUUUUGAUCAAGGGGAGGGAUAAAUUUCAAGGAUUUAUUGACGCCAACCGUCUCCCUAUUACUUUGUCAGAGUAAAUUCAUCGCAAGAAAGGACUCGUUUUUAUGUUUUAAGUAGCAAUGUAUGUACAGUUGGAUGGGAUGGGAGUAUGUAAGUUUGGGAUUUUGUAAAGGAUGAAACCUCGUGGUGUUUUGGUACCAUCUGUUUCGAACCUUGUUCAUAAUUGGUUUCAAUUUAAUUUGCAUUAUAAAAUGUAAGUGAACAAUGGUAAAUAAAUUGUUAAGCUUGUACAAUAGAUAGAUAAAUUGUGUGUACAUACGUA